Miniopterus natalensis is the source of this 4465-nucleotide messenger RNA. The record is from RefSeq and is a predicted model, not a curated record. Lineage: Eukaryota; Metazoa; Chordata; Mammalia; Chiroptera; Miniopteridae.
GGCUACACUAGUUUACAAUCCCACCAACAGUGCAUGAGGAUUCUCAUUUCUCUACAUCCUGGCCAGCACUCGUUAUUUGUUGAUUGGUUAAUAAUAGCCAUUUUGACAGGUGCAAGUUGAUAACUCAUUGUGGUUUAAUUUGCAUUUCUCUCAUGAUUCAUGGUGUUGAGCAUCAUUUCAUGUGUGUUGGCCAUCUGUAUGUCUUCUUGGGGAAAAUGUUUGUUCAGGUCUUGACAUUUUUAAUUAGAUUUUUUGGGGGAGGGUAAGCUGUAUGAGUUCCUUAUAUAUAUUGGAUGUGUCAUUGGCAAAUAUCUUCUCCCAUUCAGUAGGUUGUCCUUUCAUUUUGUUGGCGGUUCCUUUUCAUUUUCGUUUGAUAAAGUCCCAUUUGUUUUUCUUUUGUUUCCCUUGCUCGAGAUAUACCCAGAAAGAUACUGCUAAGAGCAGCGUCAAAAAGAGUUUACUACCUAUGUUUUCUUUUAGCAGUUUAAUGGUUUCAGGUCUAAUAUUUAAGUCUUUAAUCCAUUUUAAGUUUAUUUUUGUAUGUGGUCCAUUUCCAUUUUUUUGUAGGUAUCCAGUUUGCCAUCACCACUUGUUAAAGAGAUUGUCUCUGCCCCAUUGUGUAUCCUUGCCUCCCUUGUCAUGGGAUUCAUUGACCAUUUAGGUGAGAAUUUAUUUCUGGGCUCUAUUCUAUUCUGUUGUCCUUUUUGUGCAAGUACCACUGUGUGGUUAUUGUAGCUUUGUAGUGUAGUGUGAUAUCAGGGCGCAUGUACUUUUCCACUUUGUUCUUUCUUAAGGUUUCUUUGGUUAUUUGGGGUCUUUUGUGGUUCCAUUUAAAUUUUAGGAUUAGGUUUUCUAAUUCUGAAGGGAUGCCAUUGGUAUUUUAGUAGGGGUAGCAUUGAAUCUGUGUAUUGCUUUAGGUAGUAAGGACAUUUUAGCCACAUUUAUCCUUCCAGUGCAUGAGCAAGGUGUAGCCUUCCAUUUAUUUGUAUCUCCUUCAGUUUCUUUCUUCCCUGUCGAGUACGUACAGGACUUUCACCUCUUCCGUUAAAUUUAUCCCUAGAUAUACUUCUCAUGCAAUUGUGAAUGGAUUGGUUUCUUAAUUUCUACUUCUGGUCAUUUGUUAUUGAUGUAACAGAUUUCUAUAUAUGGAUUCUGUAUCCUACAACUUUACUGAAUUCAUUUACUCUAAUAGUUUUUUGGUGGGAUCUUUAGUUUCCAUAUGUAGUAUGGUGUCAUCUGCUGACAUAACUUUUUAAAGGUACAUGUGGAACUGAGAAGACCAGGAGAGUCCAGGCAUGAGAUGAUGGUGCGCUUGGUCUAGCUGGGCAGCAGUGAAGGGAGGGAGAAGUGGCCACCUGUGGUCAGCAGGGGUUGUUGAUGGGUUAGAUGUGGAGUAUACAACCUAGAUUCCAGUGCUUUUUAAAGGCCUAAGCAACUGAAAGAAUGGAAUUGCAUUUACUGGGAUGGAGAGGAAUAGGUUUUGGGAGGGAAAAAUCAAGAGUUUGGUUUUGGAAAUGAUGGUCUGAGAUGUCUAGUAGACAUCUAGGUGGAACUGUGAUGUGCUUUAUCAGGAAGAACUAAAUAGGAAACCAUUUUAGCAAAAUAUUCCUGAUAUUUAUAUGUGUUAAUUAGAAGUUUAACUCCAUUACAAAUAUUUUCAGCACCCUCUGAGGCUCACUCAUGAGCCCUCACCUUUUUGUGCCUCACUUCAGCCCUCAUCGAUGCACACUGAUGAAUCUUUAACCCUAAAACCCUUGGACAGCAGGCCAUUUUCAGCAACAAUUAGGACAUUUUGGGUUUGUCCUGUCUCAGUUCAUGUACUGUUCUUAAGCCCCAUUUACCUCAGUCUGGACCAUGUGAUAGAAGCCUCUAGUUCUGUAGGAACAGCAGUUCUGUUCUUCAGAACCUGCAGUAGCUCCGUUGUGUUACAGAACUCAACUCCUGUGCCCCAGCCGGCCUUGCUUCCUUGUGCCACCCACUCCACCAGCUAGGUUCCUGAACAUCCAUGCAUGCAUGUGUUCUUUCCCUCGUUUCUUCUAGCCCAGGUGCCUCACCACUAAUCCUAGUCCUUUCCUCAAGCCCAUAUCCACCUCUCUUUAAAGCCACCUGUCCAACAAUCUCUUCUGACCACUUAAUGUAUAUUUUCAUAUUUGGUGAUAAUCCAUUUGCCACUCUUCUUGGUCCAUCACAGAGCCUAUGGAAACUGUGGAGUGGACAGAUUCAGUGUGAGGUCUAGAUGUGUGCCUCUUUGGUGAAAUUAUAUAACUACUCUGAGCUUCCAUUUCCUCAUCUGUUAAAAAAAGCAGUGAGGAGACCUGGACUGUUGUGAGGAACAGGUGAAAAUGCUCUGAAAAAUAUUGGGCAUUAUGAAGACAAAAGUUACCAAAAUACAUCAAAACUAGCUUCUCAUAAGCACAGAUAAUGUCAUUCCUUCUUUUCUAGCCCCUUGGUGUCUGUUACAUAAUGAAUAAUUAUUUGAUUGAAUGAAAAACAAAAAUGAUAAAUCUUGAUUCGCUCAUGUAUCAAAGAUACUUCUUGACUGCUGUUUUCAACAGGCAGUGAUUGUGUUUUGCUCUGUAGCAAAAACAAGACAACGGGUGAUAGAAGGGUCGGUUUCUUUGUUCUCAUGCAGGAAAUGCUCCGCUGAAGAAGCAGAAGGCAGUCAGAUGGUUAUGUUGCCCCCCCCCUUUUUUUUUUUUUAACUUAAUAGCUGAGGUCAGAGUGGAGAGUCCCCACCAAGACUGUACCGCUCAUUCUGCUCAGAGUUGCCCAUUUACUUCCUUCUACUCAGCUGAACCCUCAACUCUAUAGCCUUUUCCAGGCUGUUCUCGUUCAACACAGAAGUGACUGCUCUCCGAUGCGGGCCCCCACGGUAGCCCUGACAGGCUUCUGCCACAGCUCUCACAAUGCUUGAUUGCAUUACUGUUUCAAGUUCUCUGUGAGCUCCAGCCCUCCCUCUCCCCAUGUGAAAUCUUUGAGGGCGGAGAAUAUGUCUUUUUUUAUCUUUAUAUUCCAAGCAUCUAGCGCUGUGGUAAUGAAUGAAUCAUAACUUCAUGAAAUGUGUUGGUUAUAAUUACUUACCUUUUAUAAAAAGAAAUACUUUGCUUUUUGGAGCAGAGACUAAAGAAUAAAAAUAGAUGGAAAGUAUACUCUGGGAUUAUUUCUAUUUAUUGUCGUAAAUAGCCAAAAUAAAGCUUAAAAAGCAGCAGCUGAUACAGAGCAGCGCAGUGCAGGUGCGGCAUGAGAAUUACAGUUCCCGCUUGGCUGGCUGUGGCCACCUUCUCAGCUCAGGCUUUGGAAGCUGAGUGGAAAUGUUUGUGUUUUUCAGAAGUCGGAGCCUCAUUCUCUUAGUAACGAUGCACUAAUGAGGAGGGCUGUGUCUCUGGUAACAGAUAGCACCUCCACCUUUCUCUCUCAGACCACAUAUGCAUUGAUUGAAGCCAUCACAGAAUAUACGAAGGCUGUUUAUACCUUAAUUUCUCUGUAUCGACAAUAUACCAGUUUACUGGGGAAAAUGAAUUCACAGGAGGAAGAUGAAGUGUGGCAGGUGAUCAUAGGAGCCAGAGUUGAGAUGACUUCAAAGCAACAAGAGUACCUGAGGUUGGAGAGCACCUGGAUGACUGCAGUUAGUCUUUCAGAGAUGGCAGCUGAAGCUGCGUACCACACCGGAGCAGAUCAGGCCUCUAUAACCGCCAGGAGUCACAUUCAGCUGGUGAAGUCGCAGGUGCAGGAGGUCCGCCAGCUCUCCCAGAAAGCGGAGACCAAGUUGGCAGAAGCACAGACAGAAGAACUCCGUCAGAAAACACAGGAGGGGGAUGACAGGGCUGAGCCAGAGCAGGAGGCCUACCUGCGUGAGGAUUGAGGGCCUGAGCCACUGCCCAUGUCUGCCACUCAGCCUGGGGUCGGCACAGCUUUCUCUGCAGGGAGAGGAGGCAGCAGGUCCUGCCCUGGCCCAUUAGGCGGAGGCCUUUGUGAGCUGUGAGUGCCUGGCCCCUUCCCCCCAGUCUAGGCGCGUACUGGACCUGUUUCUUAUCCUGGGGCGCUGCACCCCACUCAGCACAGCUGCCCUCUCACCCACCGAUCUUUUUACUUCCCACACAGGGCAUCUCACCCACCUGGCCAGAGCAAGUCCUUUUCUCAUGCCCACAAGUUCAGUAGCCGUUUUAACCUCAUUUUCUAGUCUUAUUCAAAUAGGAUUUAGUAUUUGCUCCCUUCAUAGGAAUGAGUUUUGAGGGGAGAGAGGAGUCUGUCCUGUUUGCAAGAUUUAUUUUUUAGUGCUUCUAAUGUCUUCUCUGAUCUGGCCCCACUGCCCUAUAAGGACAGCCCAGGCCAAGGAGCCAAAAGUCCAUUCAUAUUCUUAAGGGACUGGUACUGUCAACAGGACUUACUCCAACACAUGCUUCUUAUGUCCUUUCCUUUGAGUUUCUCUAUUGUAUCUAAGAAUAAUUUUUUUGCAUUUAAAAAA